CCCCACGCAUUUGCCUAUCCCCUUCCCCUUCUCUUCUUUUCUAUCUCAACUGUGGCGUCUUUCUCCUUUCUUCUUUCAUUUCUGGCCUGCUCCCUUUACUCACUAUAUAUGUUGUGAUUUUUAUUUUUAUUUUCUUCGUUUGUUCACAUCCCAUUUUCGAACACCAGAGCAGCAGAGAGAGACGAACUAGAGAGAGAGAGAUUUCUUCUGUUUACCCUUCUAGGGUUUUCUUCACCAUCCCUCUCCCCUUUGCCCCUUUUACAGAGAUUGAGGUAUUAUUCUAAUAUACUUCCUUUCUCUAGCCUCGACUGCUUUGGUUACUGGAUCCCCUCUCUGCCCUUAUACCCUUUUUCAGGGAUUUCAAGAGUGGGUUUUCUCUGAAGAAGCCCAAUUCUGUUCUCUGUACUCUUUGGAAGAUUUGGUGUACUUCUCAUUAAGACACGGUUUGAAGAUUGGAAAGAUGGGUUACCUUUGUGAUUUCUGUUGUGAGCAGAGGUCGAUGGUAUAUUGUCGCUCAGAUGCGGCUUGCUUGUGUCUAUCAUGUGAUAGAAAUGUUCACGCCGCCAAUGCUCUAUCGAAACGCCAUUCCAGAACACUCUUGUGUGAGAGGUGCAGUUCACAACCCGCACUAGUUAGAUGUGCAGAGGAAAAGGUCUCGCUUUGCCAGAACUGCGAUUGGAUGGGUCAUGGCACCUCGACAUCAGCUUCCGCACACAAGAGGCAAACUAUCAAUUGUUAUUCCGGUUGCCCUUCUGCUUCCGAGCUCUCCUCGAUAUGGUCCUUUGUUUUGGACUUCCCUUCUACCAGUGAAUCUACUUAUGAGCAGGGCAUGGGAUUAAUGAGCAUAGCUGAGAAUGUCGCCACGGAGGCCUGGCCAUCCUCUAAUGAAGAGGCUGACCGUCAAAACUUGGAGAGUAUUCUUGAGAUGAGCGAUUCACGCGAAGUUGGAAAGUCAAGUGCUUGGGAUGGAUCUCGACCGAUGACUGGGUCUGCUGCCAACCCAGAGAGACAAGGUCAUCAGCCUACUGGAUCGGGUAGUUCAACAUUGCCAAAGUUAGGCUUUCCUGGAAGUAAAGGUGCUACAUUCUGUGAAGAUGAUGGUCUUUAUGAUGACUUCAAUAUGGAUGAGAUGGAUUUGAAUCUUGAAAACUAUGAUGAGCUCUUUGGUGUUGGCGCCAACAAUCCUGAGGAAGCCUUUGAGGGUGGUGGGAUUGGUAGUUUGUUUGGGACAAAGGACAUGUCUGGUGCUGAAUCCUACUGCCAGGGUGCUGCUGCGGCUGAGGUGUCAUCAGUUGGACGUGUGAAUGCAAUGCAGCAGCCUACAUGCAGCAAUGCAGCAUCUGCUGAUUCCAUUAUGAGCACUAAAACUGAACCAGUUAUCUGUGUCACGCCAAGGCAAGGUCAUUCAAAUCUCUCGUUCUCCGGCAUUACUGGGGAAAGUAGUGCCGCUGCUGAUUAUCAAGAUUGUGGAGCUUCUCCAAUGCUGCUCAUGGGAGAGUCUCCAUGGGGUCCCCCUGGUGCUGAAGGUUCCCCAUCAGCGAACCGAACUAAUGCUGUGAUGCGGUACAAGGAAAAGAAGAAGACACGCAAGUUUGAAAAGAGAGUAAGGUAUGCAUCCCGCAAAGAAAGAGCCGAUGUACGGAAGCGUGUGAAGGGCCGAUUCGUGAAAGCCGGUGAAGCAUAUGAUUAUGAUCCUUUGACGGAAACCAGAAGCUACUGAGAGUACAAUUUUCUUAAAACCAAAUUCCCCUUCCAGAGAAGGAAAGAUCAGAUUGUUCUGAUGUGGAGAAAUUCAAUCCUUGUCUUUUCACUAGACACUGGCUGAAUAUCUCUACUUUUCCUUGCAGUGACGAUAUGUAACUGACUCUGAGGGUUUGAAGAGGAAGGGAGAAAGUUAUGUCAUAGGACGAGGAAAUGGAUCGCGGGAUUUAUAGUACUCAGGUCGACGAAAUUGAGCCCCCCUCCAUUCCCAAAGCCAUUGGUGGACUGACAAAAUUCCUGGAACAAUGGAGAGAGUACUUCAUUUGCAGUGUAUAAAAAAUGAUGAUGAAUGUUGGUGUAGACGUCUGACGAUGUUUUUGUAUUCUUGGAUUCGCGGGCAGUCGCUUUAUGAGAAAGAGCGGCUGAUCUCACAGGCUAGAGAAAUGAUCUCUCUGACUUAAGUUCUCAGCUUAAGUUAUAAUUUUGAUGGUAUGUAUAGCAAGAUGAAGAUUCUAUGUAUCUUUAUUAUUCAGAGAGCUGUGGUGACUGGUGACGAUAUCGAUAGCUGCCCCUCAGUGUUCCGGAGGGGUUGGUUAAAACUGUCUUUCUACAGGUUUGUACAUAUAUAGCCUCUAGGUAGAAUUGACUUCAACUAUGUAUUCCCUCUGAAGAGCUUUCUCUGUAACGAUGAGAUGAUAUGGUCGUUUCUGAAGCGUUUUGUGCUAGUGAAUUACUGUUUCUGUUGAUUAUGGAGCCAUUGCUUUCGAG
This is a messenger RNA of Linum tenue, 2469 nucleotides long. NCBI's taxonomy places the organism in Eukaryota, Viridiplantae, Streptophyta, Magnoliopsida, Malpighiales, Linaceae. The record is from the annotation of a GenBank genome assembly.